AUGUCUUUCCCUUUCUUCUCUUUGGGCUUUGCCCCUCGCUCUCUCACCUUUCCGAGCAGCAACGUUGUCAAGGCUAUCGCCAUUGCGUCACUUGCCGCGCUGUCGGUCAAGCUGCUGAUCAACGCAGUGGCGCCCUCGCAGGCCGACGAAGAAUAUGAGGGCCGUCCCGCUGGUGACAAGACUGCACAAGAUGCUGAGAUGCUCAAGCACAACACGUCGGCCACUUCUACAGACAACAGUACUGCCGAUAGCAUGACCGAUAACAAGGCAUCUGACUUUACCGAAGUUGUCACCGCCCCCAAGGAUAUCCAACUGAACAAGGACGUCGAAAUUUCCGACGACAACGACGUCAUUCAGGGUGUCAACGGCACUGCCACCGCCGACGACACAGAGAUCAAUAUCGACACCAAGGAGCCUUGCACUUCUCAGCACAACGAUAUCCAGGAGAUUGCUAUCCAUGCUACUCCCAUUUCCACCGAAAAGGGCAUCGCUCACAACUCAUCAAAUGGAGUACGCUCUUACCGUCAUGGCUUCCCGGUUGUCGACAUCGUCGAAGUCGUCGAGACCCCAUCCAAGCAACAUAGUGUCCGAUCUUGCCACCAUUCUAUCCCUGAUAUGGAGAUUAUUGAAGUCGUUGACGUCCCCUCCGCACAAGCGACCGUCAUCGCCUCGCCAAUCAUGAGUGACAAGACUGCUAUGCCUGUCGAUGAGGAAGAUACCAUAAUUUCGAGCGACGCUGCUCCCAACAAGAAGGCUGAAGAAGCCAUUCUUCACCAUGCUCGCGAGGAAUCAACUGCGACCAACUUUUCCUCCGAAAGCAAGCAGACUGUCAACACCGAGUCGCCCUCGACUGUCCCUGGCACUCCUGACACCGACUACUCUGUUCUUGAAAUCGACGACGCCAGCCAGGUCACCCCAAUUUGUACCAAGAAGCUCGAGGAAAACGAUGUGCUCACUCCUACUGCUGUGGUCAGGACCACUACUAUCGACCACGCCCGAUCGACUUGGUACGACUUCUCUCACUUGUCACCCGAACAGCUCGACAACCUCGAGACUAUCAUCGUUAUCGAUCGUCCCGAUAAUGGUGUCUCCUACGCUCAACUCUCAUGUGGCUGGUGGUAUCGCAUGGACAAGGAGGACAAUCCCGUCAUGAUGACCCAAGAGGAAUACGAGGACUUGCUUGCUUGGUUUGCCAGCUUCAAGAAAGACAAGGAGGACACCAAGCUUCCUCUCCCUAUCGUCCUAGUCACAGAUGAAGAGGGUAACGAGUUCCCUGCGGAGGAGAUUAUGUACUCCGUCCCCGAUGCCGUCGAGGUCAACCAACUCACCCCUUCCACCAACAAGGAGGCUGAGCAAACUCAGACUCAAGUCAAACCGAUCACUCCUACUACCGUCGAGAGAAUUCCCUCCAAGUGGUACAAUUUGACACCCAUGUCUUCCGAGGAGUCAGUCGAUCUGGAGACUGCUACCGUCAUUGACCGCCCCGACAAUGGUAUCGCAUAUGUUCAACCCCAUGGUGGCUUAUGGUACCGCCUGGACGAGGCCGACAAUGCCCUGAUGAUGACGCAAGGAGAGUAUGAGGACCUCUUGGCUUGGUUUGACAGCUACAAAGAGGUCAAGCAGGAAGAGUCGGAAGUGCUGGAUCUCCAAGAGCGCCCCGAGUGUGGAACCAAGUAUGUCCUUCUCACCAAUGGCGAGUGGCAUUACCUCAACGAGGACACCGUGACUGCCAAUUCGAUGACUGAAGACGAUUACGAGGAGUUCGUCUUCUGGCUUGACGAGAAACAGGCCGAAGAGGAUGAGAGACUGGAGCCAGAGGACGAAAUCUCCGACCAGAGCUCGAAGGGCAUCGAAUUCUUCACCUACGCCGAUGCCAUUCAGGACGCCAACGACACCAACGACGCGCAAGAGCAUUCGGACGAGCUUGAGCAGUUAGGGGAGGCCGAGUAUAUCGGCACCAACUGGAACGUUGUUGGAAUCUUCGAUCACCCUGACGGCGAUAAACAAUUCGCCAUGGGCAGCGAUAAUCAGGUCUAUUGGCUGAUCGACGGGAUGUUCUGUCUUCUUGACGAAGACGAGCUUGACCGCUUCAACAGGUGGAGAGAUGGCGACAAGUCUGCCCUUUAUGGCCCCAUCAAGCAGUUGGGAAGCCCUCAUGAAAAGAAGUCGGAGCCGAAGUGGAAGAUGCCUGACCUGGAUGCUAUCUUUGAGGAGGAUGAGGGAGAGGCCGAGCAGGCGGCGGAGGAGUACGUCCCGAAGAAGUGGAACAACUGGGGUUUGUACACGAUCGAGGAGGAGGAGGAACAGGACGAGGAAGAAUACUCAGUAUGGUAA
Messenger RNA from Neurospora crassa OR74A, 2334 nucleotides. RefSeq lists its product as hypothetical. The coding region runs from base 1 to 2334 and encodes 777 amino acids. The transcript is spliced from 4 exons. NCBI's taxonomy places the organism in Eukaryota, Fungi, Ascomycota, Sordariomycetes, Sordariales, Sordariaceae. The record is from RefSeq and is a predicted model, not a curated record.